This is a messenger RNA of Cherax quadricarinatus, 956 nucleotides long. Lineage: Eukaryota; Metazoa; Arthropoda; Malacostraca; Decapoda; Parastacidae. The record is from RefSeq and is a predicted model, not a curated record.
GGCAAUUUACAAGAUGGUUGGCUCUGUGAUGAAAAUGCCAGAAGAUGAAAGCACUCCUGAAAAACGUACAGACAAAAUAUUCCGUCAAAUGGAUAAGAAUAAGGAUGGCAAACUUAGCCUUGAAGAAUUCAUUGAAGGGCCAAGAGGUGACCCCUCCAUUGUGGUUUGCUGCAGUGUGACCCUCAAUCAUCUCAGUGACCUCUCUGAACCUAACCUCAUCUCUACUAAACUAUCUAAAUACUGUAUCUGAUAAAACCUUAAACUUGUAAUUACUACUCUUGGCCAUAAUAAACUUCCACAAUCUCUAAUAUCCCUUAACAUUAAAAACAGAAUCUUAAUAUUAGUAUCUUCCUCUAAACUGUCCACAGUCUCCCUGAAGCCCUUUAUUCCUCACCUUCCCAGGCAUUCUGCUUUUCCACUCUUUUUCAAUAUUUUUCAGAACCCCCUCUGCAUCGACUCCUUCCUGACCCACACAAGAUUCUCUGUUUUAUAGGUCAGAUUCUUUAUUUCCACACUCCCACUUCUCUUAGCUCUGAAGUGUCCCUAUGACAUCUUUUCCUGUCCUUAUCCUUAACUAGCCCCUGGAGGGUUAUAAGGACUAGGUGCUUACGGUGUGAAUCACACUGUCGCCUCGCUGUGUUGAGAUGCCGACCUCUAGCCCUGUAUCACAUUUGUGUUUGGCUUCAAUUGGCAUUGAACCUGCUAAAAAGAGCAAAUGAAGGGCAUAUUUGUUUUUAUAGUGUUAGAUAUGGGGCCUGAAUGUUUUAAGGGAUGUAACUUUUGUAAUGAAGGUGGGCCUAUGUGGGUUGUGUGGAGUGAGCAAUUGUACUGGGCAGGAGGAUGUCUGCUCCUGCUUAGCCCUCCUGUAUGUACUGCAUGUUACCUGCACAAAGAUUUCCUUGUCUGGUGCUCACCUGUCAGAGUCGGAAUAAGUAAGAACAAAGUGUAGCAAUGCA